Peniophora sp. CBMAI 1063 is the source of this 1011-nucleotide messenger RNA. NCBI's taxonomy places the organism in Eukaryota, Fungi, Basidiomycota, Agaricomycetes, Russulales, Peniophoraceae. The record is from the annotation of a GenBank genome assembly.
AUGUCUCUCCCGACGCGCAAGAUUGGUAACACGGACGUAACGGCCAUCGGCUAUGGCGCGAUGGGCAUCGCUGCGUUCUAUGGCCAGGUUCAGAAUGACGAGGAGCGCUUCAAGAUGCUCGAUGCCGUAUACGAAUCAGGAUGCACGAACUGGGACACUGCUGACGUAUACAACGACUCUGAGGAGUUGCUCGGCAAAUGGUUCAAGCGCACAGGCAAGCGCAAUGAGAUCUUCCUCGCCACCAAGUUCGGCGUCACCUUUGGCCAAGCGAAGAACAUCACCGGCGACCCGGAGUACGUCAAAGCCGCUUGUGAGAAGAGUUUGAAGCGCCUCGGUGUUGAUCAGAUUGACUUGUACUACAUGCACCGAGCGGAUGCGACGGUCCCGAUCGAGAAGACGGUCGGCGCAAUGGCUGAGCUGGUGAAAGAGGGCAAAGUCAAGUACAUCGGCCUAUCCGAGGUCUCCGAGAAGACUCUCCGGCGCGCGCACGCGGUACACCCCAUAGCGGCAGUCCAACUGGAGUACUCGCCCUUCGUUCUUGACAUCGAACGUCCUGAGGUCGGACUGCUCUCAGCGUGCCGUGAACUCGGUAUUGCCGUUGUCGCGUAUUCUCCCCUUGGCCGUGGCCUGCUUACGGGUCGUUACAAAAGCCCGGACGACUUCGAGGCAGACGAUUUCCGCCGCACGGUACCCAAGUUCAGCAAAGAGAACUUCCCGAACAUCCUCAAAGUCGUCGACGAGAUCAAGGCGGUCGGAGAGGCGCAUGGGGCACCGCCUAGCACGACGACGCUGGCAUGGCUCCUUGCUCAGGGUGACGAUAUCAUUCCUAUCCCCGGAACGCGCAGCGUGAAGUAUCUGCAAGAGAAUCUCGCAGCAUGCAAGCUGCAGCUGACACCCGAAGAGGUCAGGAAGCUCAGGGACAUUGCGGUGAGAGCCGAGAAGGACGUCAAGGGUGAUCGCUACAAUGCUGGGUUCAUGGAGUUCAUCUUCGCGGAUACGCCAGAACUUUGA